This is a messenger RNA of Triplophysa dalaica, 1110 nucleotides long. Its product is annotated as M1-specific T cell receptor alpha chain-like. The transcript has 8 exons. The record is from RefSeq and is a predicted model, not a curated record. Bases 1 to 543 code for a protein of 180 amino acids. NCBI's taxonomy places the organism in Eukaryota, Metazoa, Chordata, Actinopteri, Cypriniformes, Nemacheilidae.
AUGGAUAUCGCAUUGAUAAACAUACAACAUUGCUUUGACAAAAACCGAAAUAAUUUGAAGACACUUUACAGAAGUGCUGAAUUAUCCAAGGAUCUAAUAAACAGCCAUUCAGGUUUUCUGUCUGGGGAUGCAGCACUGUGGUCGUCUGGUUCUGGCUUCAAGUUCUUUAUGGGAUCUGGAACAAAGUUAAUUGUGCAGUCUAAAGAGAAUAUAGAGCCGUCCUAUUACAAGCUUUCUAAUGACUCAUGUUUGGCAACUGACUACACGGAUCAUAAAGCCCUGGACAGGCAACCGGCAUUCAGCGGUCAGAACAUUUCUGUGCGAUAUGAUGGUGAAAAGACCUACAGUGCCUUUGCCUGGGAAGCUGGAGAUUUAUGCAAAGAAACAGAUAGAUGUAAAGGAGGAUCGUCCGAUCAAAUUGAUGAAGUGGAAAGUGAUGAAAAGAUGAACUUCUUGUCACUGGGCAUCUUUUGGCUGAGAAUUCUCUUUCUGAAGACUGUUGUGUUCAACGUCCUGAUGACUGUCAAGGCAUGGAUGAGCUAAAAUAUAACAAAGAAUCCCAGUCACUUCAUCAUGUGGAUUCAACAAAAGACCAAACUUAAGAUCUUAAAGAACCAUCAGAUCUUCACCGUUGUUGAUAAACAAUAAUAAAUAAUUAUGUAUCUUAGUGUAUAUGAUCUUUAAUUCUGUAAAUGUUUGAAUGUCUUAUAUACUGUAAUAACUGUUAUAGUUUACAGUAUACAGUAUAUUUUAUGUUAGCAUUCAGUAGAUUUAAUGCAGCCUUUAGCAUUGUUCAUAAGUCUUAUUUUUUAUGAUUUUAUACAAAAUAUUUUGUAUUAUUCUGUACAAAGACUUUCUUUAAAAAGUUUGAAUUAGUUAAUCUUGCUAAGAAUUUAUUUAAUGAGUGUAAACAUGAAAACAAAUUACUAAGAGAAAAAUUUCUAACCCUAACUUUUGUCAGUCAGCCAUUAUAUUUUGAUUCAGACAUUUACACCUGAAGCUUUGUGCCAAGUGAAGGCGAUCGCUUUUGCAAACAUGUUUACUCAUGCUUCCUUCCGAUUGUUCAGUUAUGAUUGUUUUGAAUAUAUAUAUUAAACUACAUAUACAACA